Aureobasidium uvarum is the source of this 2325-nucleotide messenger RNA. The record is from the annotation of a GenBank genome assembly. Lineage: Eukaryota; Fungi; Ascomycota; Dothideomycetes; Dothideales; Saccotheciaceae.
UCUUCGACCCUCUCACCUACCGCCUCGUCUAAGAACACCAGAACGACCACGCCGCCGACCGUAGAUUCUCCAUGCAACAGUGUAAGGUUGGCCGUGCAAGCCUCAAAGGAAAUCUCCUCCAACCACCACAAAGAUCGUAUACCUGCCAAACUUGCCUAUGAUUGUCUAAACUCGAUCCCCUUCAACCAGAGUGCCGCGGCCGCCUUGAUAGAUUCAAUGAGACCCUAUCUGGAAUGGCAAUCGACCACGGCUUAUCUCAAGGACNCCUCCAAAGGAGAAAAGGUUCAGCCACCAUACGACUUCUGGGCUACUUUCGAUACCAUCGAAGCUAACGUCGCCAAUGGAGCUUAUGCCAGCGAGUACGACUUUGGAUGGGACCUCUACCAAUCUACUCAGCUAGCACACGACGGCGGCCACUUCGCAUACAUACCCAAUGUUCUUACACUCUUCACUUUCGGACGUACGACUCCACUCGUGUCUGUUUCCGAAGACGGUAAAGAUCUACCAGUCGUCUAUGCCUACGCAGACAUCCUGGCUUCCCAAGGGUGCAGAUGCAAUUCAUCCUUCAAGCCUUCUCAUAUCGUACAAAUUGAUGGGAGGAACACCACCGAGUUCUUGCUCGAGCUGUCCCAGGACAGUGGUUUCACAGACAGAGAUGCCAAGUGGAACUCCCUCUUCUACUCAAACGCGAAGGCUUCGGGUACAAGUGGUGACGCUGGAUCCUUUUCGAACGGUGACCGUAGCCCCAUCGUCUACCCAGGGCCUACGACUACUCUGACUUUUGCAAAUGGAACCAACAUCGUCAUCGAAAAUUAUGCCGUCUCCCGUGUUGGUGUAAAAGGGAUUCAGUCUGGAGCUGAUAUCUACAGUAACUAUCUCAUCCCACACCCUGAGGUCUACCUGAACGUUUUUGNNAGGGCCUGCAGCUCGAGGAUGAGCAGAAUGACGAGAACGAGGACAACGACAUGCGUCGUCCUUACUUCAAGCCAGAACACAUUACUCACUUUGCAANAAGUCGACGAUGAUUCAUCGAAAGACCACACCGAAACCAUGCCUGCUCCUGGCUAUCCAUCUCCCGUCGUUCGAUCGCGGGAGUAUCUCAAUGGAGGCUACUUCCUCGAGGAACCUGGCUUCGAGGAUGUUGCCGUUCUGGCAGUCGGAUCCUUUGUGGGCACGCCAUACGCCGGACCUGAAUUCNAAAAAGUCAAUUCCGAAUUCAUCGCCGCCGCCUUGGCCGCGAAUAAGACCAAACUGAUCAUCGAUGUUAGCGCGAAUGGUGGCGGCACAAUCAUGCAGGGCUACGAUCUCUUCAAGCAGCUCUUCCCUUCCAUACACCCUUACGGUGCGACCCGCUUUCGUGCCCACGAAUCAGUUGACCGGAUAGGUGAGAUAUACUCGAACACUAGUUAUUCUCCAGACAAUCCCGUUCUGAUACCGUGGGACUAUCGUACCGAUCUCGACUCUGGCGACCAACCAUGGCCCUCUUGGAAAGAAAAGUAUGGUCCUCAUCACUUUGGGAACGAUACCUAUUCCUCACUCAUCCGUUGGAAUCUCAAUGAUUCUAUGAUGUUUCGACACGCUGGUGGUAUUGAAGUAUCCGGGUAUGGCAAUGAUUCCAAUGCAUCUACUGACCAGGCUUUCAAAACCGAGAACAUUAUCCUAGGUCAGUGGCAUAUCGACAUUCAUUCUNUGUAUGAUGGCGCCUGCGCCUCGACCUGCGCAAUCUUCUCCGAGUUCCUUCGUCAAGAAGCAGGCGUAAAGACCAUUGCUCUCGGCGGUCGUCCCUCCACCGACCCCAUGCAAGGCGUCGGCGGCGUCAAGGGCACAGCUGUAUACCAAUGGUCCUACAUAUGGCAAACCGUGGUACAAACCAUCAUCUGGUCGCAAGACAAGGAGCAACUCAAGAAUACCGUGUUGGCAAAGUACACCAAGCUGCCACUGGCCCAAGGCAGAAGCGCUUCCAUCAACUUCCGCGACGGCAUCAGGAAAGACGACGAGCAACAGACGCCAUACCAAUUCAUCUAUGAGCCUACUGAUUGCCGCAUGUUCUACACAAAAGCCAUGGUGCUUGAUCAGAGUGCCGUGUGGAAGACUGUGGCCGACACUGUCUGGGGUCAAGGAAACGCUUGUAUCGCUGGCUCCAACGACUUCUACGGCAAGAAGAGCAAGCACGGUGGACUGAAUACGCCGAGUAUGCCAGACAACGAACACAAGGUGUGGGCUGUCAGAAGCGACUUUGAUGUUGACGAAGCCUGGAAGGCAUUAGAGGUUGAGCACACGCCUAAAUGGGAACGUCGCGAGAAGGAAGACUGGGUCAUGUACGCU